Molecule: messenger RNA, 465 nt
Organism: Theileria orientalis strain Shintoku
Lineage: Eukaryota; Apicomplexa; Aconoidasida; Piroplasmida; Theileriidae
Product: deoxyuridine 5'-triphosphate nucleotidohydrolase
Exons: 3
Coding region: 1-465 (154 amino acids)
Biological process (GO): dUMP biosynthetic process; dUTP catabolic process
Molecular function (GO): magnesium ion binding; dUTP diphosphatase activity
Source: RefSeq, a predicted model, not a curated record
AUGCACGUUUUACUUAAGCCUAGCAACGACGAUGUCAAGAGCCUAUAUGUCGAUCACAAAUCUUUCUAUGAGGGCGACUCUGGCCUGGAUCUUUUUUGUAUCGAGGACCAGACCAUUGAGCCUCACCACACUGUGACUGUCAAUCUCGGCAUUCGCGUUUCCGCCUUCGAGACUCUCGAAAACGGUAUGCUCGGCAAGUCGGUCGGAUGGCUCCUCUUUCCCAGGAGCAGCAUUUCUAAGACUCCGUUGCGGCUUUCCAACUCAGUUGGCGUCAUUGACGCUCAAUUCCGUGGCGAAUUGCGUCUUUCUCUCGACAACAUUAAGGACUUUCCCUAUACCAUAAAGAGGGGUGACCGUCUUGUUCAAAUGGUUUCCUAUGACGGCAAGGAGAUUACCUUCAAGGUUGUUGAUGAGCUAGACGAGACUGUCCGUGGCAGCAAAGGCUUUGGUUCUACUGGCAGGUAG